AAGAGUUAGGGAUCGCCAUAGUUGGUGGUUCACCGGGUAAAGGGUAAACAAAUAACACAAAAUAGGUAAAGCAUAUUUCAACCAAAAACUGUGUGUGUUAGAGAGAGAGAGAGAGAGAGAGAGAUGGAAGUAGGUGAUGAAGAGUUAGGGAUCGCCAUAGUUGGUGGUGGAAUCUGCGGCCUUGCAACUGCCCUUGCUCUUCAUAGAAAGGGGUUUACAAGUGUAGUGUUGGAAAGAUCAGAAUCCCUACGUGCUACCGGAGGAGGUAUCACUAUUCGGGCAAAUGGUUGGCGAGCCUUGGAUGAGCUUGGUGUGGCCUCAAAGCUCAGACAAACUGCCCUACCACUUCAAGGGGCCCGUGACAUAUACCUUCAUAAUGGCAAGCAACAAAAAAUAUCAUAUGGAGGUGGGGAAGCACGAUGCUUGAAACGGAGUGAUCUGAUCACAACACUAGCAGAGAGCUUGCCAGUUGGUACCAUACGCCUUGGUUGCCAAGCAAUCUCUGUUAAGUUGGACUCGUUAACUUCCUAUCCAACUCUCCAACUCCACAACGGAAGCACCAUCAAAGCCAAGGUUGUGAUCGGAUGUGAUGGAACAAAAUCAGUUGUUGCAGAUUUCAUCGGGGUAAAACCAUCAAAGCCGUUCAUGUUGUCGGAGGUUAGAGGCUUUACAGUUUACGCAGAUGGUCAUAAUUUUGGAAACGAGUUUGUACAAGUUAAGGGUGACAAGAACACAAUUGGAAGACUUCCAGUUCAUGAAAACUUGGUCUACUGGUUCGUCACUCACCAAGUCCAUGGCAGACAAGCAGAUCCGUCGAAGGUUUCGAAGGAUCCAGAGCUCAUUCGACAAUUUACAUUACAAUCAAUACUCGAAGAAUUUCCUUCAGAAAUGGUAGACAUGAUAAGAAAGAGUGAACUAGAAUCAGUAUCUCAAGUGCGCUUGAGAUAUCGUCCGCCAUGGGAGAUACUAGUACAAAAUUUUCGAAAAGGAAGCGUAACGGUGGCUGGAGAUGCCAUGCAUGUGAUGGGGCCUUUCAUCGGUCAGGGAGGCGCCGCAGGCAUCGAAGACGCCAUUGUUAUUGCUAGAAGCUUGGCUCCCGCAUUGGCCAAAAAUCACUAUAAAAAAUGGAGUGGAAGGAAUGGAAUGAUGGUUGAAGUGGGAGAGGCUUUCGACAAGUAUGUGAAAGAGAGAAGGAUGAGAUUGGUGAUGCUCUCUACACAAACUUAUCUACUUGGUUUGCUGCAACAAGAUUCAGGGUCGAUGCUUAAAUUUGUGUGUUUAAUCUUGAUGGCUACUUUAUUUAGUGAUGUGAUUCGUCACACUCGAUAUGAUUGUGGACGUCUUUAAAAAUAUGAAUUCCAUCCGUUGGUUAAUGUCAGGCCUGGUGCCUUGAAACCAAAUUUAAAUUUCAUUCCCGUACAUUUGAUUA
Molecule: messenger RNA, 1429 nt
Organism: Pyrus x bretschneideri (Chinese white pear)
Lineage: Eukaryota; Viridiplantae; Streptophyta; Magnoliopsida; Rosales; Rosaceae
Product: monooxygenase 1
Exons: 6
Coding region: 124-1347 (407 amino acids)
Molecular function (GO): FAD binding
Source: RefSeq, a predicted model, not a curated record